Messenger RNA from Onychomys torridus (southern grasshopper mouse), 1448 nucleotides. Its product is annotated as peripheral myelin protein 22-like. The record is from RefSeq and is a predicted model, not a curated record. Gene Ontology annotation, cellular component: plasma membrane. The coding region runs from base 22 to 300 and encodes 92 amino acids. NCBI's taxonomy places the organism in Eukaryota, Metazoa, Chordata, Mammalia, Rodentia, Cricetidae. The transcript is spliced from 2 exons.
CUGCAGUCUGUCCAGGCCACCAUGGUCCUGUCUGUCAUCUUCAGCGUCCUGUCUCUGUUCCUGUUCUUCUGCCAGCUCUUCACCCUCACCAAAGGCGGCCGCUUUUACAUCACUGGAUUCUUCCAGAUCCUUGCUGGUCUUUGCGUGAUGAGUGCAGCGGCCAUCUACACAGUGAGGCACAGCGAAUGGCAUGUCAACACUGGCUACUCCUAUGGCUUCGCCUACAUCCUGGCCUGGGUGGCCUUUCCCCUGGCCCUCCUCAGUGGCAUUAUCUACGUGAUCCUACGGAAACGUGAAUGAGGCGCCCGACGCACCAUCCAUUGAGGCUCUGAGCGGGCAUAGGGUACACGGGGAGGGAGGUAGGAAACCAGAAAAGCAACUCCACAAACCAAAAGGAGCUAGCCCCAAAUCCAAACUCAAGUCCAACCAAACAGAACGCAGCCGAGUGGGGAUUGCUGUCAAUUGAAGAUGUAUAUAAUAUCGAUGGUUUAUAAAACCUAUUUAUAACACUUUUUACAUAUAUGUACAUAGGACUGUGUGCUUUUUAUGUUUGACUGUCAGCCUCGUGUUGAACCUUAAAGAACUUUACAUUCUAACACUAUAACCAAGCUCAGUAUCUUUGUUUUGUUUUUGUUUUUAUUUUUGUUUUGUUUUCAUCUUUUGUUUUGCUCAGAAGUAAGAACUCCCACGUGGUCCCUUUCAUCCAAAAGCAGAUACCUCCCUCCCACUCAACCUCAUAGGAUAACCAAAGUGUGGGGACACACCCCAAAUGGCCAGAGGCCUUCACACUGUGGGUGACCCGGUGCAUUUAGCAGGACUACCCACUGCCUGAAUGGCUGUGUGGGGCCCUAAGCACUCGCAGACGAAACGCCCUGAACCAGAGCCCUCUGCAGAAACAUGGCCGGCAACUCUGGAACUCUUGUCCUUGCAGGCAGAGUACCAGGGCCAAGCAUUUAAAUGAGAAGUCAGAGACAAGGAGUCUGUGAAAUGGUGCUAUGGAUUUACCAUUCCUCGUGAUUACUAAUCAUUUAAACCACUCACUGGAAACUCAAUUAACAGUUUUAUGACAUAAAGCAGGACGGAGACCUGAAUAAUGGUGUGUGACGUAAACGGUUCAUAACUGCUUUCGUACCUAGCUAGGCUGUUGUUAUUACUACAAUGAGUAAAUCUCAAAGCCUCCAUCGCUCCCACAGUUUUCUCUCGGUCGGAGCAUCAGGACAAGUGUCUAGACCCUUGGGAUUAUGAGUUCCCUGGCUUGCUGGGUCUAGAGUGUUUCUGUGCCUCCAAGGACUGUCUGGCAAUGACUUGUAUCGGCCACCAACUGUAGGUGUAUAUACGGUGCCCUUCUGAUGCUAAGACUCCAGACCUUUCUGUUUUUGCUUGCUUUUUCUGAUUUUAUACCAACUGUGUGGACUAAGAUACAUUAAAAUAAACAUCAGAGUAACUCA